Molecule: messenger RNA, 542 nt
Organism: Paramecium sonneborni
Lineage: Eukaryota; Ciliophora; Oligohymenophorea; Peniculida; Parameciidae
Source: the annotation of a GenBank genome assembly
AUGUGUAUUCUGAAGCAGAGGCAAUACUUUGUAAAACAAUAUACUAAAAUGCUCCUGGUUAUCAAUGUUAUUUCACACAAAAGUUUGACGUCUAGCACAUCUUAAGCAUUUCAAUUUUAUUCAAAUUUAAAUUCAGACUUAGUAAGAUUUUUAUACUAUGUAGCCUAUAAGAAUAUAAUAAUGUUAAUAAUAUGCUGAUUACAAUACAGAUUAUGAUGAAGGAUCUGAAUACUUAAAGUCAGUAGAAGAAUAAUUUUCUUGUUCAGAUGUGCUCCUUAUUCAAUUUAUAUUUUUUUCAGAUAUAAAUGCAGGAUCUCCAACGUAAUUAAAUUUAAUAUACAAAAAGGGAUACAUGUUAUUCAGCAAUAACAGAAUUUGCAAAAGAUAUUUGUAUCUAUAUUGUAGCAGUAGAUGUAAGUGUAAGUUUAUAAUAAUAUUAAAUGUAACUUGUGUAUUGUGUUUGUGUUAUCACACUUCUAAAAAAUAAGAAGGAAAUUUCUAUUCUAGAAAGGCUCUUUAUGAUUGAUUAUCAUUUAUUUUGA